AUGAGGGGAGUGGCUACAGAAUUAUGUCAGUGGUGUAAUGGAAGAGGCAAAACACAACUCGAUCAUACUUGCAAUACAUGUCAAGGAAAUGGAAGAAAAAGAUGUGAGAUAUGUAGUGGUAAUGGAGUAAUCAAAUGCAAUACUUGUAAAGGCAGAGGAAAAUUAAAACAUUUUAUAAAACUCACUGUUACUUGGAGAAAUCAUACUGAUGAUUUUGUUGUUGAAAACACAAAUUUACCAGAUGACUUAAUCUGUGAUGUAACUGGUGAAAUUGUAUUUAGUGAUCAGAAUUUCAGAGUAUCGCCUGUUACUUGUUUUCAACCUAAUAUUAAUAAGGCAUCCAAACAGCUAAUACAAAAACAUAGUCAAGUAUUUCCAACAGAACUUAUUCUGCAACAAAGACAGAAAGUAAGAAUUAUUCCAGUAACUGAAGCAACAUACAGUUGGAAGAAUAAAAUUGGAGGAUUUUUUGUAUAUGGAUUUGAGAAGAAAGUCCAUUUCCCACAUUAUCCACAAGCUUGCUGCUGUGGUUGUACUAUUUUAUAAAUGUUGUAUUUCAUUUAAUAUAAUAACAAACUAAAUUUAAUUAGUACAGUGGAACCUCUGUUAACGAACGCCCUGGUUAUCAAACUUUUAUUUUAUUCUGAUAACGGAUGAAAUUCGGAUAACAAAUGUAACGGUUUUUUGUAUCAAAUUUUAGUUGCUGUUAGGCAUGAGUGAGUUAAGCAUUGCUUUUCUGAGUGUUUGUGAUAA
Messenger RNA from Centruroides sculpturatus (bark scorpion), 753 nucleotides. Its product is annotated as protein SSUH2 homolog. The coding region runs from base 1 to 546 and encodes 181 amino acids. The record is from RefSeq and is a predicted model, not a curated record. NCBI's taxonomy places the organism in Eukaryota, Metazoa, Arthropoda, Arachnida, Scorpiones, Buthidae. The transcript is spliced from 6 exons.